This is a messenger RNA of Diabrotica balteata, 1311 nucleotides long. NCBI's taxonomy places the organism in Eukaryota, Metazoa, Arthropoda, Insecta, Coleoptera, Chrysomelidae. The record is from the annotation of a GenBank genome assembly.
UAUAUUAUAUAAACUAUAUUUUAAAUAUCAACUUCUUUUAUUUCUUAUAUAAUUUUAUCUCAGUGUAUUCUUUAUGUCAAGAAGGUUUAUUCAUUGUUAGAAUUGACUGACUCUCGUUUCUAUUAUAAAUCAAACCGCUGUGAAAUGAAACCAUACAACUAAAAACGAAAUAGGAAACAAUUGACUACGGCGCACAUUCCAUUUCUAUCACACAACAACGACGUCACAUUCCAUCUGUUUAACUCUGUCGUCGACACUGGUUGACUUUUAUUUAUUAGUAAACAGUACAUAAUUGUUAUUAGCCAUAGUUUCACUUUGUUUUUUUAUUGUUUGUUUAACUUCGCCUCACAUUUUGGCUGAUUUGUUUUAGUAUUGUUUCAUUUUAAUGUUUUUUUGGAAAUGUUUUAUAAACCAACAUCCUUUCAUAUACUUGAAAAUGAAAAUACCGAAAAUCUUAUAACUUGGAAUUAUCCAUCGAUUAGUGAUGAACUAAAAACUGUUUUAAUCAAAACUUGCUUUUCCAACGGAGUAGAACCCUGUGGACUAUUUUAUUUCAAAAGAUUGGGAAGACAGUGGAUACAUAUUAAACAGUUUAUUGUUAACAACGACAAAGCGGCUGCUGUGAUUGUCGUCUCGCAGUGCUUUCAACCAAAGUUAUAUGAAACACUAUGUGAUUUGUUUGCUGCUCAAUACAGCCGCAGUAGAAGUGGCGCAGACCUGGUCAAACUUUAUUUACAGAUCUAUACCAAAAACGGAAUUUAUAAUAACGAUGAUUAUAUUAGUUUAAAUAACUUCACCUCGAAAACUAACUUAAAAGGAAUAAUUAAGUCUUUGGGAUUAGAAACGAUUUUAAUAUACAAUGCCCUAUUGUUAAAAAAACGUAUACUAAUCUACCAUCCCAGCGUAGAGGAUUUGCAACAGGUGUCGACAUAUAGCUUAAUUGGUACAACAAACAAGAAUCUAUUACAUCAUAGAAAUAUAUUUGAUGUAUUUGUCGAUCUAGAAUCACAAUCGAUAACACUUACUGAUAAGGCUAAAGAUGAUUUCCAAAUGAGCACUUUACACAAAGAAAUAGCUCAUUUUCUGGUACAGCUUUCGGAAAGUGAUGUGAGUGAACAGGAUCUGAUAGCUGCUGUGGCUCGAAAAACGUCGGAUCUUUUUAAAUACCUUAAAUCCUUUUGCGAUAAUAAAGAAGAAGGAGUCAAGGUUACCAGCAUAGAAACUAAAUUGUCAAAUAAAAAACUAGGAAAAUUCUUAAUUAAUUUAGCUAUGACUGAAAAUAUUUUGGUAAUAUAAGCUCUUUUUAUUGUU